AUGGUCUUUAUGGUCAAAUUCCUCUUGUGUUCUGAACUCACUGCACUCCAUGAGAAAGAUAAGGAUGUUGUAGCUGCAAGCUUUGAUACUUUCCAGAAUACAGCUCCAAGUUCUAAUACUUUUCAGAACAUAGCUUCGUCUGAUGGUCCUACCCCGAUUGAAGAAGGGCCUUCUAUGAAAAAGGAGGAAACAAUAGAUGUCUCAUGGAAGAAUAUGUCCUACACUUACAAAGCAGUAACCCUCACAUUGAUAUAUGUAAUUGAUCUAUCUUGCAACAAUCUAACAGGUAAAAUUCCUCAAAUUGGUAAUCUUACCAGAAUUGUUACACUCAAUUUAUCUCACAACAAAUUGACAGGGUCUAUCCCAAAGACAUUUUCAAACCUUAAGAAAAUUCAAAGCUUAGAUCUUUCUUAUAACAACUUAAAUGGAAACAUCCCUCCUGAGCUCCUUGAGCUAAAUUCUUUAAAAAUUAUUUAUAACCAUCUGUUAGGGCCAAAAAAUGUCCUCAACCCAAAGAUGAAGACACCUUCAACAAAGCUGAAAGCUCAUGCCCAAUUCCGAUGGGGCCCAAAUCAGAGUUCUGCAGAUGAGGUCGGUUCAGUAUGCUUUCCCAGUUCCUCACCAUCUGGACCCAGGCCUUCUGAUCCUAAAACACCUUCUGGACUUACGAUCAACUUGGAGCCCACAGUCGCCUACGAACUACAAUGCUACUUGAAUUCUACUAAGGAAGUCAAUCACUAUCCUAAUUCGUCUAAGGUGUAG
This is a messenger RNA of Pistacia vera, 762 nucleotides long. RefSeq names its product receptor-like protein 7. Lineage: Eukaryota; Viridiplantae; Streptophyta; Magnoliopsida; Sapindales; Anacardiaceae. The record is from RefSeq and is a predicted model, not a curated record. The transcript is spliced from 3 exons. The coding region runs from base 1 to 762 and encodes 253 amino acids. Gene Ontology annotation, molecular function: protein binding.